Messenger RNA from Equus quagga, 2174 nucleotides. RefSeq names its product zinc finger protein 354B (gene ZNF354B). The record is from RefSeq and is a predicted model, not a curated record. Gene Ontology annotation, molecular function: DNA-binding transcription factor activity, RNA polymerase II-specific; RNA polymerase II transcription regulatory region sequence-specific DNA binding. The transcript has a single exon. Gene Ontology annotation, biological process: regulation of transcription by RNA polymerase II. NCBI's taxonomy places the organism in Eukaryota, Metazoa, Chordata, Mammalia, Perissodactyla, Equidae. The annotation marks the transcript as partial. Gene Ontology annotation, cellular component: nucleus.
CAUGAAUCAUUGGCAUUUUCUUUGUUUUUGCUUUUUUCAGGGUGUAAGAGCAAUCCUAGAACCACAAAGUCAACUCAAACUCAAGACUCUUCAUUUCAGGGACUGCUAAGGAAAAGACUCAAAAAGGAUGAGCCCUGGAACUUCAUAUCAGAAAAACCCUGCAUAUAUGAAGACAGAUUAAAGAAACAGGACAGAAAUGAAAGUUUACAAAUAAUUUCAGUGACCCAUAAGAAAAUCCUCACUGUAGAAAGAAGCCUUAUUGAAUUUGGCCAAAAUUUCAGCCUGAAAUCAGUCUUUGUUAAGCAGCAGAGGGUUGCUAAAGAAAAAAUACCGUCAAAAUAUGAAAUACAAAGAAGUAGCUUCAAGCAGAAUUCAAAUUUACUUAACCAACCAAAAAUCAAAACAGCUGAGAAGCGCUAUAAAUGUAAUAUAUGUGAAAAAGCCUUCAUUCACAAUUCAUCCCUUCGUAAACAUCAGAAAAACCAUACUGGAGAGAAAUUAUUUAAAUGUAAAGAAUGUUUGAAAGCCUUUAGCCAAAGUUCAGCUCUUAUUCAACAUCAAAGAACUCAUACUGGAGAGAAGCCCUAUAUAUGUAAACAGUGUGGGAAAGCCUUCAGCCAUAGUGCAUCCCUUUGUAAACACCUAAGAACACAUACUGUGGAAAAAUCCUAUCGGUGUAAAGAAUGUGGCAAAUCCUUCAGCAGAAGGUCUGGCCUUUUUAUACAUCAAAAAAUCCAUGCUCGAGAAAAUCCCCAUAAGUAUAAUCCAGGUAGGAAGGCAUCUAGUUGCAGCACGUCCCUUUCUGGGUGUCAGAGACAUCAUUCCAGAAAGAAGUCCUAUUUAUGUAACGAAUGUGGCAACACCUUUAAGUCGAGCUCAUCCCUUCGUUAUCAUCAAAGAAUUCACACUGGAGAGAAACCUUUUAAAUGUAGUGAAUGUGGGAGAGCCUUCAGUCAGAGUGCCUCUCUCAUUCAACAUGAAAGAAUUCACACUGGAGAAAAGCCGUACAGAUGUAAUCAAUGUGGGAAAGGCUUCACUUCUGUUUCACGUCUUAAUAGACAUCAAAUAAUUCAUACUGGAGAGAAAUUAUAUAAUUGUAAUGAAUGUGGUAAAGCCUUAAGUUCCCACUCGACACUUAUUAUUCAUGAGAGGAUUCAUACUGGAGAGAAACCGUGUAAAUGUAAAGUGUGUGGGAAAGCCUUCAGACAGAGUUCAGCUCUCAUUCAACAUCAGAGAAUGCAUACUGGAGAAAGACCCUAUAAAUGUAAUGAGUGUGGGAAAACAUUCAGGUGUAACUCCUCCCUUAGUAAUCAUCAGAGAAUUCAUACUGGAGAGAAACCAUAUCGAUGUGAGGAAUGUGGGAUAUCUUUUGGCCAAAGUGCAGCUCUUAUUCAACAUCAAAGAAUUCAUACAGGAGAAAAACCCUUUAAAUGUCAUACGUGUGGGAAAACUUUUAGACAAAGCUCAUCACUUAUUGCCCAUCAGAGAAUUCAUACUGGAGAGAAACCCUAUGAAUGUAAUGCAUGUGGGAAACUCUUCAGCCAGAGGUCAUCCCUUACCAAUCAUUAUAAAAUUCAUGUUGAAGAGAACCCCUAGAAAGUAGAUUUUCAUGUGUGAGAGCCUUAGACCAAAGCUUAUCAGAGAAUACGUACUUGAGAUUGAUUUAAUAAAGUAAUGAAUGUGAGAAAACUUUCACUUUUAGUUUAGUCCUUAUCAAGUAUUAAAACCGAAGGAUAAACCUUGAGUGUAUAAUAAAUAUGGGGAAUACUUUCAUAGCUCUCAGUCACUUUUUAAAAUAUCUUGAGACAAAUAAUUCACAAUGCAAGUAUUGCUUUUGGCCAUUUGUAAGAUAAAAGAUGGAUUUUUUUCUAUUUAUAUAGCACUGUAUGCUAUAUACAGUAUGUAAAUGUGAGAAAACUGAGUACAGGGGUGCUGGAUUUCUCCUUAGACAGACCAACUGUGUAAGUUAGUAGCAUAUUUAUUAUAACAUUUAAAUAGCAAACAAAAGAAUUGAUCUUAAAAUACAUGCAUUUUUAGAACAAAGGACCAAAUAAAAGAUAAAAACAAACUGUAAACUACCUCUUAGUCUCUGGAAUUUGCCUUUUCCUAACCUGUUGUCAAACUUUGUGCAUGGAUUUCAUUAAAAAAGAGAAAUAAAAUCUGUUUUCUCCCUC